CAUUGCCCGGGAGCACCCGCACACGCGCGCGCACCGCCAGCCGCGCUCACACUCACACGCGCACACACUCACACACGCACGCAAACGCGCGGCCGCCGCCAGGUCCGCAACUUUGUGGGGCGCUUCGGGCGGCGCCUCCUGGAGUAGUUGGGCGCAGGCCCCGCCUCCCGGCCGUGUUGUCAAACGGGCCGGGGUCUCGGAUUGGUCCAGCCGCCGGGACAACACCUGCUCGACUCCUUCAUUCAAGUGACACCAGAGCUUCCAGGGAUAUUUGAGGCACCAUCCCUGCCACUGUCGGGCACUCGCGGCGCUGGUAACGGCCUGGUCACAUGCUCUCCGGAAAGCUACGGGAGGGCGCUGGGUAACCUCUAUCCGAGCCGCGGCCGCGAGGAGGAGGGAAAAGGCGAACAAGGAGGAAGAGUGGGAGGAGGAGGGGAAGCGGCGGAGGAGGAAGAGGAGGAGGAGGAGGAGGAGGGAGCACAAAGGAUCCGGGUCUCCCGGCGGGAGACUGACGCCGAGAAUCAUGUGUGCUGAGCGGCUGGGCCAGUUCAUGACCCUGGCUUUGGUGUUGGCCACCUUCGACCCGGCGCGGGGCACCGACGCCACCAACCCACCCGAGGGUCCCCAAGACAGGGGCUCCCAGCAGAAAGGCCGCCUGUCCCUGCAGAACACAGCGGAGAUUCAGCACUGCUUGGUCAACGCUGGCGAUGUGGGGUGUGGCGUGUUUGAAUGUUUCGAGAACAACUCUUGUGAGAUUCGGGGCUUACAUGGGAUUUGCAUGACUUUUCUACACAACGCUGGAAAAUUUGAUGCCCAGGGCAAAUCAUUCAUCAAGGAUGCCUUGAGGUGCAAGGCCCAUGCCCUGAGGCACAGGUUCGGCUGCAUAAGCCGGAAGUGCCCGGCCAUCCGGGACAUGGUGUUCCAGCUGCAGCGGGAAUGCUACCUCAAGCACGACCUGUGCGCCGCUGCCCAGGAGAACACCCGGGUCAUCGUGGAGAUGAUCCACUUCAAGGACCUACUGCUGCAUGACCAACCCUACGUGGACCUCGUGAACCUGCUGCUGACCUGUGGGGAGGAGGUGAAGGAGGCCAUCACCCACAGCGUUCAGGCUCAGUGCGAACAGAACUGGGGAAGCCUCUGCUCCAUCCUGAGCUUCUGCACCUCAGCCAUCCAGAGGCCUCCCACGGUACCCCCCGAGCGCCAGCCCCGGGUGGACAGAGCCAGGCUCUCCAGGGCCCACCAUGGGGAAGCGGGCCUUCACCUCUCAGAGCCCAGCAGCAGGGAGGCCGUCCGAGGCGCCAGGGGAGAGCGAGGCAGCAAGAGCCACCCAAAUGCCCAUGCCCGGGGCAGAGCCUGGGGCCUUGGGGCCCAGGGACCUUCUGGAAGCAGUGAGUGGGAGGAUGAACAGGCUGAGUAUUCUGAUAUCCGCAGGUGAAACGAAGGGCCCAGCUACGAAAUCUUUCCUCCAUGCCGUCCAUUUUCUUAUCUAUGGACAUUCCAAAACAUUUACCAUUAAAGAGGGGGGAUGUCACAGGCAGGAUUUUGUGGGGACUGUGGACUUGGUGAAGGUGCACGUUGGUAGGAUUGACAGAUGAGACGGAGACUCCUAGGGCGGCAAGGUCCCGCGGCACCCGGUGACUUCUGCACUCACGCGUGCCCAGGGAGCGCCCAUAGCUUCCUUGUACCUUCGUCUUCUUUCCAUCCGUGGAGCCAGUAGGUGUCGGCUGCUCUGUCAGCGGGAGGUGAGCCCAGGAUGAUGGGGCAAGGGCCCACCUGGGCUGGACCACUCAGGCUGUGCUGGGCCCCGCCCGCAGCUUCUGGUGCAGCAGCGUCUAGUGCUGCGGGGCGGCUGGAUUCCAGGACAGGAGUGAAUGUAAAAAUAAAUAAUCGCCAGGAAUGCAGGAGAAGGACGGAGAGGAGACAGGCCGAGGGGGUGCUUGGUGGCAAACCGAAAUGCAGUUUCUCACAUGGGACCUUGCAGUUCAGAGCUGCUUGCGGGGUGGGGGUAGGAGUGUCCUUGCUACGUGUAAUUUCUGAGCCAUUGUUCAGUCUGGGGGCGGGGCCCUGUCCAAGGGAGUGGCCCCUGUGAGUUUAUAUUUUAACCACUGCUUCAAAUCUCAAUUUUACUUUUUUAUUUAUCCAGUUACAUCUACCUAUCUGUCAUCUAAAUAAAUGGCUUUCAAACAAA
Carlito syrichta (Philippine tarsier) is the source of this 2188-nucleotide messenger RNA. It is a transcript of the gene STC2, whose product is annotated as stanniocalcin 2. The transcript is spliced from 5 exons. Gene Ontology annotation, biological process: intracellular calcium ion homeostasis. Lineage: Eukaryota; Metazoa; Chordata; Mammalia; Primates; Tarsiidae. The record is from RefSeq and is a predicted model, not a curated record. The coding region runs from base 524 to 1435 and encodes 303 amino acids. Gene Ontology annotation, molecular function: hormone activity. Gene Ontology annotation, cellular component: extracellular region.